This is a messenger RNA of Acanthaster planci (crown-of-thorns starfish), 3232 nucleotides long. It is a transcript of the gene p4hb, whose product is annotated as prolyl 4-hydroxylase subunit beta. Gene Ontology annotation, molecular function: protein disulfide isomerase activity. Gene Ontology annotation, biological process: response to endoplasmic reticulum stress; protein folding. The record is from RefSeq and is a predicted model, not a curated record. Gene Ontology annotation, cellular component: endoplasmic reticulum. Lineage: Eukaryota; Metazoa; Echinodermata; Asteroidea; Valvatida; Acanthasteridae.
GCCCACAUAAUGUAGGUCCUCUUUGCCACGUUUGCUAAGCACCGUGUCUGCCUGUCGUCGUCUACUUGGUCUUUAAAUCGUGCCUAAAAUGAAGGGUUUUGCGGUAAUUUUCGCCGUUUUGGCGGCCACUGUUCUUGCUGUAGAUGUUGAGAUGGAUGGGGAUGUUGUCGUUCUGACGGACGGGACUUUGGCUGACUAUGUUGGCGAAAAUGCUUAUGUGCUGGUUGAAUUUUAUGCCCCCUGGUGUGGCCACUGCAAAGCACUGGCACCAGAAUAUGCCAAGGCAGCCACCUCUCUCAAGGAAUCCAACCCUGACAUCAAGUUGGCCAAGGUGGAUGCUACGGAACAGGCCGAAGUAGCCAAAACGUACCAAGUGCGCGGCUAUCCCACCAUCAAGUUCUUCAAGAAUGGCCAGGUCAUUGACUACAGCGGCGGACGAACCUCAGAAGAGAUCAUCACGUGGCUCAACAAGAAGACCGGCCCCCCUGCCAAAGCCGUUGAGACAGUGGAGGAGGCAGAGAAACUGGAAGCAGACAACGAGGUGGUGGUCUUUGGCUUCUUCAAGGACAAGGAGUCGGACAAGGCCAAGGCAUUCCUGGAGGUGGCCUCGGGGAUGGAUGACGUCAUCUUUGGCAUCUCGUCUUCAGAGGACGUCUUCAAGAAGUACGAGACGAGUGAUAACAGCAUCGUCUUGAUGAAGAAGUUUGAUAACAAGCGUGAUAACUUUGAGGGUGAAAUGACUGCAGAAAAUAUCAAGACAUUCGUGUUGAACAACCGUCUGCCCCUUGUCAUUGAAUUCACCGAUGAGAGUGCACCCAAAAUCUUUGGUGGGGACGUGAAGGUACACAACCUGCUCUUCAUGGGCAAGGAGGAUGAGAAAUUUGCAGAAGUCCACUCAGCUUUUGGUGAAGUUGCCAAGGAGAACAAAGGAGAGAUGCUUUUUGUUCUGAUCAACACCGAUGUGGAGACAAAUGCCCGCAUCACAGAAUUCUUUGCCAUCGCUAAAGACAGCCUUCCCACCAUGAGGAUUAUUGUCCUGUCCGAUGACAUGAAGAAGUACAUGCCAGAAUCAACAGACAUGACCGUAGAAACUAUCAAGAAGUUUGUAGAUGACUACAAGGAGGGCAAACUUAAGCCUCACCUCAAAUCGGAGGAAAUCCCAGAGGACUGGGACAAGGAGCCAGUCAAGGUCCUCGUCGGCAAAAACUUUGCUGAUGUUGUCUACGACAAGACCAAGGACGUAUUGGUUGAGUUCUAUGCACCAUGGUGUGGCCAUUGCAAGAAGCUGGCCCCUAUCUACUAUGAACUGGGCAAAAAGUUUGCUGACCGUGAGGACCUCGUUAUCGCCAAGAUGGACUCCACAGCCAAUGAAGUUGAAGGGGUUUCAAUUGGCGGCUUCCCCACGUUAAAAUUUUUCAGGAAAGAGACCAAUGAGGUGGUUGAUUACAAUGGGGGUAGAACGCUGGAAGAUCUCUCCAAGUUCCUGGAGUCGGGAGGAGUUGAUGGUGCAGGCCCAGAGGAUGAUGAAGAGUUUGAUGAAGAGGAGGAGGAGGAAGAGGAAGGAGACCAAGCCAAGGACGAGCUGUAGACAGGUCCUUGUACUCUUGUCUCCUCGCAGACGUCCUCGCCAUUCUGGCAUCAUCCAGGCGUCUUCUUCAGAUCUACAUCAUUUCCCGCCGUCAGUCCUUCCCUGGUAUUGUGCAGCCUUCGUAUGUGGAUUGAAAAUAAUGUGUAGCAAACUUGCAGUAGUCUGUGGUAGGAUGUAUAUUUUUAGCCGUUUGGGUCUUUAAACAAAAUAUUUUUAUUCAGUUGAUUUUCCUAAGAAGCUGUUGUAGAGAGAGAGUACUUUUUGUAUUUUAAUACUGAAGAUACAAUUUUGCACAAGCGACAAGGCUUACAAGUGCCUUUCAUAGGAGAGAAACAAGACCUCCUCUGCUCAGCUUCCUAUGAAAGAAAAUUUCCGCAGUGUUUAGUUGCCUAGGUAACAGUGAUUACACAAUACCAGGGACUGAAUGGCAUUCAAACCUCCGUGAUUUCUCUUCUCUUCCAAAAGAUUUCAUUUGGGUAUUUUGGUAUGAAGGAUCAUUUUGUUUGUUUGUUUUUUUUUUUUUUUGGCCCCGGUUUCUUACUGAUUGUUCAGAGGUCUUUUAAAAACUGGCUUGCUCCUGUUCUUCAUAGUGGUGUUCUAGGAAGCUCUGCAUCAAUUGUUGUUUUUCUCCGGGCUUUGUAAAACAUUUCCGCCGUUGUCGUUAAAUCCGAUGUUGAAUACGGUCACUGCCAAAAACCAGACUGGGAUUCGAUUGCAUCAUCCAUUGGAACAAGGGUAUUAUAUAAGCCAGAAAAAAAUGUGGGGAAAAAAAUAUCUCUAUGUGAACGUAAGUUGAGAACCGAUAUUGCAAGCGAAUGCAGUAGCAGUUUGAGUGGUAAUGAAUUAUGUAAGCACUCAGAUUUUUCCGUGUGGUCUUUGCCACAUCAUAUUUUGAUUGUCUGAAUUACAUUUUCACGAUCAUUGAGGAUGCUUUCAUUGUGAAUUUUAAUGCUUCCAUUUCACAGAUUUGCUGUGCAGUUUCUCUCGCUUGCGUACUAGUUGACUGCAUAGUUUCUCUGUGAAAGUGAAAGAUUGUGUUUGAUUUUUUUUUUAAUUGUUACUGUUCUUGUUUGCUUCCCAGAGAUGAAUCUUUUAGGGCUCAAUUUCAUGAUGUGAGGAGAGCAAGUAAAAAUGCCGUUUUCAUAUUAAUAGUUGCAACAAAAACAAGAUGAAAUGUUUUUUGAACAUAUCAGUUUGUUUCUGUUUGCUGGGCACUAGUGCUGCAUUUUUAGGUAGGAUAUCCUCACUUCAUGUAAUUGAGCCCUCAGCAAAAUUUAAAUUACUUCAUUUAUUAGAAUAAAUGUAUAUUCCUUUUCCCCCAAAUAAACGAUUUUGGCAGUCUUUUUGUUGUUUUUUUUAUAAAAGUAAAGGAUUUUUGUCCAGUAAUUUUGUGAAAUAAGUAUGUUUUGUUAAUCCCAACAAACAUAGUGAUUAGCAUAGACAUAAUUUAUUGCAUUUGAUACAGACUGGUCAAGCAACAUGUUGAUGCAUUGUUUGUGGAUUUUAUGUUUAACCGGAACCCUAACAAAUUGUUCACAUCUUUAACAAUAAACAAGGUAAAGUUUGAGAGGGGCAGCGGUUUUUCACUCCAAGGACAUAGAAAAAAAGUGAAAUUCUGAAUAAAAAAGGUGUCCAACAAAUCAA